AUGGCACUAAGAAGAUUGCAAUAUGAGUACAAUAAACUUGUCACCAACUCAAAAACAGAAUUUCCGAGAGUGAAACCAAUAAACGACGAGAAUUUAUUUGAAUGGAGAGCGGAAAUUGAGGGACCAGUCGGUACACCAUAUGAGGGUGGAAUAUUCAAAAUUUUUAUAACAUAUCCAACCGACUAUCCGUUCAAACCACCAAAACUUCACUUUGAAACCAAAAUAUAUCAUCCUAAUAUCAGUGAAAAAGGAUUUGUUUGCGUCGAUAUCCUCCAAAAACAGUGGUCACCAGCUCUGACAACAUCGAAAAUAUUGCUAUCUAUUACUUCGCUACUCGCAACUCCUAAUCCCGAUGAUCCAAUGAAUAGUGAUGCUGCUAGACUAUAUCUUCAAGACAGACGAAAAUAUUACGAAAGAGCAAAAUUGUGGACCAGUCAACAAGCGAUGUAA
Messenger RNA from Styela clava, 450 nucleotides. Lineage: Eukaryota; Metazoa; Chordata; Ascidiacea; Stolidobranchia; Styelidae. The record is from RefSeq and is a predicted model, not a curated record.